Molecule: messenger RNA, 431 nt
Organism: Cariama cristata (Red-legged seriema)
Lineage: Eukaryota; Metazoa; Chordata; Aves; Cariamiformes; Cariamidae
Product: artemin-like
Exons: 3
Molecular function (GO): growth factor activity; receptor tyrosine kinase binding; glial cell-derived neurotrophic factor receptor binding
Source: RefSeq, a predicted model, not a curated record
AUGGAGCAACAAGCGGGGCCACCAGAGCCGAGGUCUGCAGGACCCACCACGCACCCGCAGCCCAAGGAGGGGACACUGUGGGGGCUCCUUGCCAUCCUCUCACUGCUGGCUGGGCUGGCUGCAGGCACCCUGCGAACCCCACACUGGGACAACGUGACAACAGGUGGCCCCGUCGCCGCGGAGCUGGCAGAGGACCUGCUGCUGCGUGCUGAGCGCUCACCGCCAGGCACCGGCAAAGCCAAGAAGGGGACACGGAAAUCCUCGCGAGGGGCCCGUGGGCGCAACUGCCACAUCCGCAACCUGAUGGUGAAGGUGCGCGACCUGGGCCUGGGCUUCAACUCGGACGAGAUCGUGCUCUUCAAGUACUGCAGCGGGUCCUGCCACCGAGCACGCAGCAACUAUGACCUGACGCUGGGCCGCCUGCUGGGGCA